Molecule: messenger RNA, 1620 nt
Organism: Knipowitschia caucasica
Lineage: Eukaryota; Metazoa; Chordata; Actinopteri; Gobiiformes; Gobiidae
Source: the annotation of a GenBank genome assembly
AUGAGUGCUGGGGACGUGGUCUGCACUGGCUGGCUCAUCAAAUCGCCCCCUGAGAAGAAACUCAAGAGAUUUGCCUGGAGGAAGCGCUGGUUUGUUCUGCGCCGAGGCCGUAUGAGUGGAAACCCCGAUGUGCUGGAGUACUAUCAGAGUAAGAACUCCAAAAAACCUAUCCGCACCAUUGACCUGAAGGAGUGUGAGGUGGAGAUGUUGGACGGGCAACUCCGCAUCAAGAGGGACUUUCAUGGAAAACACCUGUUUGUGGUGAAGACUUCCUCCCGAACCUUUUACCUGGUGGCCAAAACGGAAGAGGAGAUGAACGGCUGGAUAAACAGCAUCAGUCAAAUCUGCUACUUUGGAACUCUGGAAGAUGCAGAAAGCUCUGAGGAUGGUUUUCCGCACACACCCACUUCUCUGCAGCCUUCUCCUGACGGCUCUGAUGCUGUUUCUAUGGUGAGUCAAAUGGAUGGAAGUUAUCCCCCCGACUACCUCUUCCUUUCUCAGUGCGAGACCGGGAGCGUCAGCAUCAGCAGACAGGAGAGCUUCAACUCAGACUACUCUCUGGAGCAGAGAUCAUCUGAGGACACUCACAGAGACAUUGUGCCUUCUCCUCUUUACGCAGACUCCUUUUCGUCCUCGUCCUUCCCGAGUCCCAGUCCAUGUGUCUUUAGUCACUGUCGAUUGUCCAAUCCACCUUUCAGUGCUCCGUGUCCCAUGAUCCUGCCUUGCUCCUCCUCCUCUCCUCUGCGGCGUCACUGUGCAACAAGCGUCUUCCAGUUUGACACGGUUUUUGAUGCAUCGUCUGAAAGACUUACACCGCCUCCGCUACCCCCAAAACCCGGAAAUGUCUUGGAGCAGACCCCUGAAAGGGUCAUCCAUCGACCACAAGCCUUGAGCAUGCACCAACUACCCAGUCAUUCCUUGUUCUCAAGAAGGACUUCAAUGUCUGGCUUAGACCAAUUCAGACCAGGAAAUCAUGAAAGCAGAAUGUUAAGAGACAGAAGACAGAGUCUAAAUUUGCCUUUAAAUACCCCCAGAGCUCAGGCUUGUCAAGAGGAGUCUUAUGUCCACAUGUCCACUCCCCCGGUCGUCCUCAGCAACACUGACUGUGAGGGGUACAUCCCCAUGAGCCCCAGGGCAUGUGGAGACACAGAGUCCCCUCUCAGCUCCCUCAUGUCCCAGCUUGGAGAGUUCGCUCCUCCACCCAUCAAUCGUCAUCUCAAACCAAGACUAAGGAGAGCACGACCUCCUCCGCUUGACCUCAGAGGCCUCUCCACAAUCACAGAAUGCCCUACAAAUUUAACAUUGAACAAAACAACGACUGACUUGUGCUUUGUAGGAAGUGAGAACAACAUACAAACUGAAGACACUGGAUGCAUAAUGAAUGAGUCAAGACACAUCUGCAUUCAUGGCAUUGAUGGUGUGGUGUUGCCAAUGUCAAGGAAAUCCAACCUUGACUACUUAUCACUUGAUUUCAACUCUGCAUCUCCAUCACCAGUACAGAAGAAACAAUUUUUGUCCGAUGAACAUCGAGUGGAUUAUGUGCAGGUGGAUGAGAAGAAGACCCAGGCUCUCCAAAACACUAAAAUGGAGUGGACAGAUACUCGUCAAUCCAAAACAUGA